Messenger RNA from Melozone crissalis (California towhee), 2157 nucleotides. It is a transcript of the gene BORCS5, whose product is annotated as BLOC-1 related complex subunit 5. The record is from RefSeq and is a predicted model, not a curated record. NCBI's taxonomy places the organism in Eukaryota, Metazoa, Chordata, Aves, Passeriformes, Passerellidae. Gene Ontology annotation, biological process: organelle transport along microtubule; lysosome localization; positive regulation of anterograde synaptic vesicle transport. Gene Ontology annotation, cellular component: synaptic vesicle membrane; cytoplasmic side of lysosomal membrane; BORC complex. Bases 29 to 619 code for a protein of 196 amino acids. The transcript has 4 exons.
GCGGCGGGCGGGGGACGGAGGCAGCGCCAUGGGCGCGGAGCAGAGCGCCGAGGCCGAGAGCCGCCCGGGCGAGCCCAGCGCCGCAGCAUCUCCGUUGCCAGCCAAGCAACGAGCAAAAAUGGACGACAUUGUGGUCGUAGCCCCAGGAACACAAUCCUCACGGAAUGUCAGCAAUGAUCCAGAUGUCAUAAAACUGCAGGAAAUCCCAACUUUCCAGCCCCUCUUGAAAGGACUCCUCAGUGGGCAGACAUCUCCAACCAACACCAAGCUGGAGAAGCUGGACCCGCAGCAGGUGCUGCAGCUGUGCCUGCGCUACCAGGAGCAUCUCCACCAGUGCGCCGAGGCCGUGGCCUUCGACCAGAACGCGCUGGUGAAACGCAUCAAGGAGAUGGACCUGUCCGUGGAGACUCUGUACAGCCUCAUGCAGGAGCGCCAGAAGAAGUACGCCAAGUACGCGGAGCAGAUCCAGAAGGUCAACGAGAUGUCGGCCAUCCUGCGGCGCAUCCAGAUGGGCAUCGACCAGACGGUGCCGCUGAUGGAGCGGCUCAACAGCCUCCUGCCGGAGGGGGAGCGCCUGGAGCCCUUCUCCAUGAAAGCCGAGCGGGAGCUGCGCUCGUAGCGCUGCGGCAGCGCCCCCUCCUCACCGUCCUCGCUCCGUGGAGGCGCUCCCAGCCGGUGCACCGGGAGCGGGCAGCGCUGCUGGGGCUCUGUGCCGGGCAGCGCAGGGAGAGCGGCGGCGCUGCCCGAGCCGCACAGCCAGGAAUGCAGGAGCUCCAGGAGGAGAGGAUUUACUGCUCUCAGCUCCCUCCUCUUGCCCUCCUGUCUCCUCUGCCACUACGCCGCCUGUGCAGACACAUUUGUUUCAUUGCUGUGACUAGUUGAGGUUUACAGAGGAGGAAUUUCCUUUUAUCUGAUUUAAUUUUUUUACUAAAAAAAUUCAAAGGGAUAUAGGGUGUGAUGAACCCUCUAACAUGUUUUUUGUGCCAUUGGGGUUUAGACAAUUAGAUGGCUGGAAGAUCCACUGGCCUUGGAAAUGUGUGUGUUUUAUAGGUGAAAGUGUGGGAGCCAGGAACUGGCUUACUAAAAUCUGGCCAUUAUCAUAAUUAAUGUGGUUUGCACUGCAGGGUUUUGGCAUGUCCUUGAGGCUCCUGUUCCUAUGGGCUCACUAAUUUAUGAGGCUGUAAAGGAGUAAGUGUUCUAGAUAUGUAUGUCUGUUAAUGUAAAGCAGACCUUAGUGUUCCUCUCCCCCUUGCCCUGGCAAUGUCCCCAUUCCCCAACUGGUGGCAUUUUGUGUCCCUCUGACAGGCACCGGUACAACCUGCUCACUUUGCAUCUCAAAGUUGCACACAAGGUGUCUUUUUUUGUUGGGACACUUGAGUUAUCUUGGUGCUGUCUUUUUUACCAGUGGGGUGCAGCUGCUUCUUCAAGUGCAUGAAGGUGGAGGGGAGACACAUGAGAAGUCCUCUGGCUCUUUGUGUUGGUUUAGCUGCCCUUGUGCCAGGAGCUGGUGGUGGCACAAUGCUGAACAACUGAAGCCAUGGAGCCCUCCUCAGCUGCCUGCUCGCAAGGCAGUGGGAUGUUCUUGCCUCCUGCCAGGCAAGCCAAGGCUGGAGAGCCCAUGAACCCCAAGGGUUGCUGUGUGUCAGGGGUGCAGUUCCAGCAGUGAGGACAGACAGGGACAGCCCAGCUUCCAAUACAGCACAAGGUAGGGGCACUUGCCAAAGGCAACUUGUUUCAAUAUGUCUUAAUACUUAAGAGCAUUUAUUAAGCAAAAGGUUGUCUCUGAACAUUUGGACGUAAGAGUGAAGUAGGUUUUUGACUGUAAUAAUUAUUGUCUGCUGGCAAGAAGCAACAGGCUGUUCUCUUGUUGCAUUCCCAGAGAUCAUGUAGUGUGAAUUUUUGUCAUGCAGACUGCAGCCAGCUUAGAUGUGCAUCUGAACCAUGGUGGUGGCUGCAUCCCAGGGCCUGCUGAACACUGUCUAAAUGCAGAGUCCUGUAGAGGUGCAGCCCCCUAGAAUGAUGCCCUGGGAAGUGGGACUGACUGCUUCAGGGAGGGCAGGGAACUCAGCAGGAGGGUUUUUAGCAAAGGCAGCAGGUUUUCUUGCCUGCUGCUCCCACCCCAGAGGUUUUACACAGUUGUUGGUACAUAGGCAUAUG